Messenger RNA from Eucalyptus grandis, 2527 nucleotides. Its product is annotated as inorganic pyrophosphatase TTM1. Gene Ontology annotation, cellular component: cytoplasm. Gene Ontology annotation, molecular function: kinase activity; ATP binding. The transcript is spliced from 12 exons. The coding region runs from base 346 to 2340 and encodes 664 amino acids. The record is from RefSeq and is a predicted model, not a curated record. NCBI's taxonomy places the organism in Eukaryota, Viridiplantae, Streptophyta, Magnoliopsida, Myrtales, Myrtaceae.
UCGCGUAGUCCAAUACCGGUUAGUGCCGGAACAUCGUAAUGAAUUCACUCCCUCUCUUCAUGAACUGACGCUCUCUGUUCGCUCUGCCACACGGAACAAUCAAGAAUCCCCUCCCCUCGAUCUUUUUGCCAAUACCCAGCUGCCAGAAAGAUUCGAUUCCUGUGCCUUCCACUAGCGUCCCGCCUUUUCUGGGGCCAACCAAUUGCCUCCCGAGAACCGUUCCCGAUUCUUCCGGCGACCCUUUUGAUUUCUCGGAAGAUCGCCGGCGUUGUUUCUUUCUGUUGUUUUUGUCGGAUGUUCUUGACAUUACCCGAGAACCAGCUUUCAUCUGCAACUUUCUGAGGGAUGUGUACAUCUGCUUCACAGAUGGCUCAAGAUAAUUCACCAAGUGCCGAUUCACCUCGCCGGCGUUCUGGCCUCUUGCGGGAUCAGGUUCAGAUAGUCAAGAGAAAGGACUCUGAUCGCUUUGAGAUCGUUCAGAUCCAGGAAUCACUUUCAUUCGAGAAGGGUUUUUUCAUAUUUAUUCGGGCGUGUCAAUUGUUGGCCCAAAAGAAUGAUGGGUUAAUAUUAGUUGGAGUAGCUGGUCCUUCUGGAGCUGGUAAGACUGUGUUCACUGAGAAGGUGCUGAACUUUAUGCCCAGCAUUGCUGUCAUAACAAUGGAUAAUUACAAUGACUCCAGCCGUGUAAUCGACGGCAACUUCGAUGAUCCUCGCUUGACGGACUAUGACACAUUGCUUGAGAAUAUUCAUGGUUUAAAGGCCGGGAAGCCUGCUCAGGUUCCAAUAUAUGAUUUCAAGUCUAGCUCUCGUAUCGGCUACAGGACUAUUGAAGUUCCCAGUUCUCGCAUUGUGAUUAUAGAAGGCAUUUACGCCCUGAGUGAAAAAUUGCGGCCUUUGCUUGACCUUCGCGUCUCUGUGACUGGGGGGGUACAUUUUGAUCUUGUCAAACGAGUUCUAAGGGAUAUCCAACGCGCUGGCCAAGAACCUGAAGAAAUCAUUCAGCAGAUAUCUGAAACGGUGUACCCAAUGUACAAGGCUUUCAUUGAGCCUGAUCUUCAGACUGCACAUAUCAAAAUAAUCAACAAAUUUAAUCCUUUCUCUGGAUUUCAGAAUCCCACUUAUAUUCUCAAAUCAACAAGGACAGUAACAGUUGAUCAAAUCAAGGCUGUUUUCCCCGGAACAUAUUCAGAGAGUAUGGAGGAAACUUAUGAUAUAUACCUUCUGCCGCCAGGUGAAGAUCCAGAAGCUUGCCAAUCAUACCUCAGGAUGCGAAAUAGAGAUGGCAAAUACAAUCUUAUGUUUGAGGAAUGGGUUACAGAUAGUCCAUUCAUUAUAUCUCCGAGAAUAACUUUUGAAGUUAGCGUGCGCCUGCUAGGAGGAUUGAUGGCCCUUGGCUACACAAUCGCAUCCAUUCUGAAACGAAGCAGCCACAUCUUCUCUGAUGAGAGGGUGACUGUGAAAACUGAUUGGCUGGAACAGCUUAAUCGCAAGUAUGUUCAGGUACAAGGACGUGACCGUAUGUACGUCAAGUAUGUUGCAGAGCAGCUGGGUUUGGAUGGUUCAUAUGUUUCUCGUACCUACAUAGAACAGAUUCAGUUGGAGAAGCUUGUAAAUGAUGUUAUGGCAUUGCCAGACGAUUUGAAGACAAAGCUCAGCCUAGAUGAUGAUCUUGUUUCCAGCCCUAAAGAGGCACUUUCCCGGGCUUCUGCAGAUAGGAGGAUGAAAUAUCUCAGCCGUGGGAUGUCUCAGUCUUUCUCCAGUCAGAAAGACAAGAACUUAAAAUUGACCAGACUUGCCAUCAAUAAUAGAAGGUUUGAUGGAAGAACUUUAGAACCGCCCGCAAUUGCAAGCCAGGGAGUGAUUACUCAUCUAUCCGACCAAAUAUCCACGCUCAAUGAGAGGAUGGAUGAAUUUUCAUCUCGUAUCGAAGAGCUCAAUUCCAAGUCCAACACCAGAAGAGUUUCAGCUAGUCAACAGAACUUAGCACUGCAGGCCGAAGCCUGCAAUGGAUCUGGACCCACUUCUCUUUUUAUAUCUGGCUUAGGAAAUGGGUCUUUGACUGGUCCUUUAAUGCCACAUUCUUCAUCCUCUUCCCAAUUGGCUAAGGACUCCCCACUUAUGGAAGAGAUACUAGUAAUUGCCCGAUCACAACGCCAAAUCAUGCACCAGCUAGACAAUCUGAGCAAUCUUCUACAUGACUACUGGGGGGAGAGGACACGUCAAGCAAGAACAAAUGACGUAACCUCGAUGGCUGAUGUCGUCACCAUCCCUAUUGUACUGACCCUAGCUUUCGGUGGCUUAGGUCUGAUUCUGUUAAAGACCUUGACUACCCAAAGGUGAUUCCUCCGCUUGCAUUAUUACAACGAAACACCACUACUACCCUUCUAUUUCGUAUCUGUAUGUUUUUAAUCUGCAUUGUGGGAAGGCCACCCAUAAUCACUGUAAAGGCAUGUCCCGGGGGGGCUUGUCUACUGUAUAUUGUAGCUUUUCAGCUUCAUCUAUGAUAAAGAGGUUUCUUAUUGGACCA